This is a messenger RNA of Zingiber officinale, 2140 nucleotides long. Its product is annotated as CTP synthase 1-like. Gene Ontology annotation, molecular function: CTP synthase activity; identical protein binding. The record is from RefSeq and is a predicted model, not a curated record. The transcript has 20 exons. Gene Ontology annotation, biological process: CTP biosynthetic process; pyrimidine nucleobase biosynthetic process. Lineage: Eukaryota; Viridiplantae; Streptophyta; Magnoliopsida; Zingiberales; Zingiberaceae. The coding region runs from base 58 to 1968 and encodes 636 amino acids.
CGUCUUCCUUGGUCGCCGAGAGGGCAUUGCUUCUGGAGUUGUCGUUCGGGGGAGGAGAUGAAGUACGUGUUGGUGACAGGGGGAGUGGUGAGCGGGCUGGGGAAAGGUGUGACCGCAAGCAGCAUCGGCGUCCUCCUCAAGGCGUGCGGACUCCGCGUCACCUCCAUAAAAAUCGAUCCUUAUCUGAAUACCGAUGCUGGGACUAUGUCUCCUUUUGAGCACGGUGAAGUCUUUGUCUUAGAUGAUGGUGGCGAGGUGGACUUGGAUCUAGGGAACUACGAACGCUUCCUUGAUAUAAAAUUAACUCGUGAUAACAAUAUAACUACCGGAAAAAUCUAUCAGUUUGUCAUCGACAAGGAGAGGAGGGGCGACUAUCUGGGGAAAACAGUCCAAGUUGUGCCACAUAUCACAGAUGCCAUACAAGAGUGGCUUGAACGUGUAGCAAUGAUACCUGUGGACGAUAAAGAAGGACCAGCUGAUGUCUGCGUCAUAGAAUUGGGUGGAACUAUAGGGGAUAUUGAAUCAAUGCCAUUUAUAGAAGCUUUGGGACAAUUUUCUUAUCGUGUAGGACCAGGGAAUUUCUGUCUGGUUCACGUUAGUCUUGUGCCGGUUCUUAAAGCUGUCGGCGAGCAGAAAACUAAGCCAACUCAACAUAGUGUUAGGGGACUACGAGGACUUGGGCUUACACCAAAUAUUUUAGCAUGCCGCUGCGAAAAGCCUUUGGAUGUGAAUGUUAAAGAAAAACUUUCACAAUUUUGCCAUGUUCCUGUAGCAAAUAUAGUGACGCUUCAUGACGUUGCAAACAUUUGGCACAUUCCUCUGAUGUUGAAGGAGCAAAAAGCACAUAAAGCGCUUCUCAAACUGUUGAAUCUUCGAGGAUGUGCCCAGGAGCCGAUGUUGCAAGAAUGGAUGGGUAGAGCAAAACUUUGUGAUACAUUGCAUGAUCCUGUCAGGAUUGCUAUGGUUGGAAAAUAUACUGGUCUUUCUGAUUCUUACCUAUCUGUAUUGAAGGCUCUUUUGCAUGCAUCUGUUGCUUGUCGAAGAAAACUCAUUGUAGAUUGGGUCCCUUCAUCUGAUCUUGAAGAAACUACUGCAUUAGAGGCACCUGAUUCUCAUCAAGCGGCAUGGGCGCUACUGAAGGUGAGUAAUUUUUUUGGUUGUUUUCAUAGAACAUUCUUCUCUCAAUUCGACAGUCUUCUAUCACAGGGUGCCGACGGCAUACUAGUUCCAGGAGGAUUUGGAGACAGAGGUGUGCAAGGAAAGAUCCUAGCUGCUAAAUAUGCCCGCGAAAACAAAGUUCCAUUUCUUGGUAUUUGUCUUGGCAUGCAGAUUGCUGUCAUUGAAUUUGCUCGUUCUGUCAUGAACUUGAAGGAGGCAAAUAGCACGGAAUUUGAUCCAAAUACAUCUACUCCUGUCGUCAUUUUUAUGCCGGAGGGCUCCAAGACUCACAUGGGAGGCACAAUGAGGCUUGGAUCAAGGAGGACUUAUUUCCAGAUUGCUGAUUGCAAAUCUGCAAAAUUGUACGGCAACGUUAGCUUUGUGGAUGAGCGACAUCGACACAGAUACGAGGUGAAUCCUAGUUUUGUCCAGGAAUUCGAAAAGGCCGGUCUUGCUUUCGUCGGUAAAGACGAGACGGGCCAACGCAUGGAGAUCAUCGAGCUGCCUUCACAUCCUUAUUUCCUUGGCGUUCAAUUUCAUCCAGAAUUCAAGUCAAGACCCUGGAAGCCCUCUGCUGUUUUCGUAGGACUUGUAGCAGCGUCAUGCGGCCAACUGGAGAACAAUCUCGACCCGCAUUCCCCGGCGAGCAACGGCAUCAUCAUUCCUAGAUUUUAUCCAAACGGCGGGAGGGUGAAGAAACCGGCCAAGAGCCUCCCCGGUGGGAAACUCCUCCAUGGUAAUGGAAUUGGAAAUGGGAAUGAAUGGCCGGCUGCAUGCCUAAUAACUACAACUACGAGUGAUGUUGUUUAGCCUAGUUAUUCUUCCAAAUGUCUUGUACAGUCAUCGGGACAAGAAGUGUGUUGCAAGGAUUGGAAAUUUCAGUAUUUCUUUCUUGUCUAAAGAGUGAGUGUUUAAAUUAGAAUGAUCAUGUCCGAAAAUCGAUGAGAUGAAUACUAAAGAUGUGAUACUUAUGUUGAUUUCC